AUGACAUUGUUGCUCUGCACUUUUGUUGAUGGCCGACUCUUUUGUUAUAUUCGUUGGUUCACUCUAUUCUUAUUUCCGUUAUCUUCUUCUUCUUCUUCUUCUCCUCCUCCUCCUCCUCCUUCUUCUUCUUCUUCUUCUUCUUCUUCUUCUUCUUCUUCUUCUUCUUCUUCUUCUUCUUCUUCUUCACUUAGUUUAUCCAAUUAUUCUUUUCGUUGUUCCCACCAUCAGUUUUUAUUUCACGUCUUUGAUAUCAGUAAUUCCCUGGUGCUUUUUCGCCUCCUUGAUACCACAAAUCGCCCAACGUUAUUUUUUAAUUUCCUCGCUAUCCCAAAUACACUGAGGCGUUCAAUCCAUUAUCCAGAUGACAGGAAUUCACCGGUGAUAUCUUUCGCAUUCUUUGAUAUCCAAAAUUCACUGGGUCUUUCUUACUAUUUCCUUGGUAUCUCAAAUAGACUGUUAAGCUUCUUUCAUAUCAUUGAUGCCAUAAAUCUCUAUGUGCUUUCUUUUCAUUUGCUUGAUAUCCAACAUUUCCUCGUGCUUUAUCACCAUUUCCUUGAUAUAUUUUAUUUCUCGAGGCCUUCUUUCGAUUUCCUUGAUAUCUCAAAUUCUCUGAUGCGUUAUGUUGAUUAUUAUAUACCAUUCCUUCUAGAUUUAUUUCCACCUCCUACGUAA
Messenger RNA from Acanthosepion pharaonis, 672 nucleotides. The record is from the annotation of a GenBank genome assembly. Lineage: Eukaryota; Metazoa; Mollusca; Cephalopoda; Sepiida; Sepiidae.